AUGUCUUUACAGAUGGCACCUUGGGUGCCAAUAUUCAGACAAAGUUGCAAGAAUACGCUGAAUGAGAAAAGUCCAAUUAUUACAUUCCAAUUCGCUACUGUCGAUGUCAACCAAGAGGAGAAGGAGGAUGUCGAGAUAGGAGAAUCCAUACCCAGAGUCAGAUCUGUCGUGCUGCGUGGGUUCCUGUUUGAUGAGAGGAAAUUGAAUGUUUUGUGCUUCAACACAGACCUGAGAAGCGACAAGAUGAGAGGGUUGAAUGCGAGCAAGAGGUUUGAAGCUUGCUUUUACUUCCCGCAGACUUGGGAGCAAUUUCGGUUUAGCGGGAAGUGCUUUGUCAUAUCUCUGAAUGGCGUGGGGGGUAAGGGCCCCAAGCACCAAAUGCUGGCGAAGUAUAGAAUCCUGCUGGAGGAGGAGAUGAAGGACCACGACGAGCAUUUGACGUACAAGUUCCCCACUCAAAAGGACUGGGAUGAAGAAGUACUGAGGCAGUGGAACACUCUUUCGAGGUCUGCCAAAUCUUUGUAUAGGAAACCACCGCCUGGACAGUUGCUGACGUCGGAGACAAGUGAGAAAUUAGAUAAGAUACAGAGGGGUGUCGAUGGUGCUAAGGAGGACGUCGGGUUGGAUAAUUUCGCCGUAGUGUGCCUAUGCGUGGAUCAAGUAGAUUAUUUGAAUUUGAAGGAUGGGCGCGGUGGCGAAAGGAGGUUAUACAAGAGGGUGCUGGAGACGGCACAUUCCUGCGAGAACGAGGAACAUUUGCAGCAGUUGAGAGAUGAAGCUAAUGAUAACGACGACUACCACGACCUGGUCAAUGGCCACGAGAUUUGGCACGAGAUUGAAGUGUGUCCGUAA
Molecule: messenger RNA, 852 nt
Organism: Huiozyma naganishii CBS 8797
Lineage: Eukaryota; Fungi; Ascomycota; Saccharomycetes; Saccharomycetales; Saccharomycetaceae
Exons: 1
Coding region: 1-852 (283 amino acids)
Molecular function (GO): FMN binding
Source: RefSeq, a predicted model, not a curated record